Symsagittifera roscoffensis is the source of this 804-nucleotide messenger RNA. RefSeq lists its product as uncharacterized. The transcript has a single exon. Bases 1 to 804 code for a protein of 267 amino acids. NCBI's taxonomy places the organism in Eukaryota, Metazoa, Xenacoelomorpha, Acoela, Convolutidae. The record is from RefSeq and is a predicted model, not a curated record.
AUGACUAUCACCUUGUCCAACACCAUCACCAUUAUCAUCAACAUCACCAUCACCAACAUCAUCAACAUCACCACCACCAUAAUCAUCACCAUCAUCAUCACUGCCACCUUAUCCAGCAACAUCACCAUCAACAACGCCAUCACAAUCGCCGUAUCCAACACCAUCACGAUCACCAUCAACAUCAUCAUCACCAUCACCAUCACUAUCACCAUCACCAUCACCAUUACCAUCACCAUCAACUUAUCCACAGCCAUCAUCAUCAUCAUCAUCAUCAUCACCAUCACUAUCACCUUAUCCAACACCAUCAUCAUCAAACUCGCCAUCACUACCACCAUAACUAUCACCAUCACCAUCACUAUCAUCUCAUCCAACAUAAUCACCAACAAGAUCACCAUCAAAAUCACCACCACCAUCACCAUCACCGUCACCAUCACCUUAUCCACAGCCAUCAUCAUCAUCAUCGCCAUCACCAUCACUUUCACCUUAUCCGACACCAUCAUCAUCAAACUCGCCAUCACUACCACCAUAACUAUCACCAUCACCAUCACUAUCAUCUUAUCCAACACCAUCAUCAUCAAGAUCACCAUCACCAUCACAACAACCAUCACCCUCGCCAUCGCCCUCAUCAUCACCAUCACCAUCGCUAUCAAGAUCCCCAACAGCAUCAACAUCACCAUCACCACCACCAUUACCAUCACCAUCACCAUCACUAUCAGCUUAUCCAACACCAUCAACAUCACUCUCACCAUCAACUUCACCUUAUCCAACGUCAUCACAAUCAUCUUCAACAUCACAAUCACCUAA